Durusdinium trenchii is the source of this 5913-nucleotide messenger RNA. The record is from the annotation of a GenBank genome assembly. NCBI's taxonomy places the organism in Eukaryota, Dinophyceae, Suessiales, Symbiodiniaceae.
AUGGACAAGUCUGGCACACUGAAACAUUUGGUUCCCGGAACCAUUGUCGAGGAACAUUUGACAACUUGCAAGCUGGGCCCACAGAAGUGUGGCUUGUGCGCAAUUCACCAAGCUUGGGUGUCCCACAAAAAACCGUGGUUGAGAGUCGUACUGGUGGAGGGCGAAGCCAAACUUGGUUGCUCCACAUGCGCCAAAGUUGGUUGGGAUGGACCAUGGGCGCAAUUCCAGCAGCCGCCAGGUGCACGCCUGCGCAAACAUAAUUUGGACAGGCACGAGCAAUCGAAGGGGCACCGGAAAGCAAUGGAGAGCAAUGCUGUGGAACUAUCUGGGGCGCCACCUGCGGAGGACUUUAAAACAUGUUUGCAGGGCAUGAUGCAAGGACAGUCUGCAAGGCAGGGGGGCGUGUGUUCGGACAAGAAAAACCGCAUGCGCUACGCAUUGUCCGAAGCAAUUUGCAGUCGGAAUCGCAAAUUACUUUCAGAAGCACAUCACGUGUCACUGAUGAGAGAUGAGCGCAAGGGGAAGCUUCUUGUCCGUUUCAAAGCAGUUCUGAAGGACCUGACUACGGUUCACGGUGUGUUCGGAAUGUGCGAGGUACCAGGCUCUGCUGAGAGCAUUGCUGCGGCAACUGCUGACUCAAUGCAAAGCUUCUGCCAGCCUAUGCGACAGCCUCCGCGGGGCUCCAAAGCCGAGGAGCAGCCGGUAGAUGCGGAACUACUACGGAAGAUACAAGAAUCAGUCACCAUUGUCGUAACCGACGCAGCUGCGUCAGAGCUUCUGGCGGGGGACUUAGAGCGUGGCCGCAGGGCAUUUGCAGAUCAGAUGGGCCAAGCGAAUUUGACGAGCGUCAAACUCAUUGGUCGAGAUGUGGCGCACGCGUCUACACGUCUCUUAAAGCGGCCCUUCCAAUCUUGCGAAGCUCUCAGGUCCAUUAUGACGGAAUGGAUCCAUGGAUCCGACAGCUUCGCGCAGAAGGUGCACCACAGCCACAUUCUCAGCCAAUGGUGGGCUAAGGCAGUGCAAUGUCAAGAGGAUUCAGACCUGCUGGGGCACCAGUGCACUUCCCUCGCAGCAGCCAAGCAUCGCUUUUCUUCCUACUUCAACCCGUUGUCCCGCAUUGUCAAAAAUUUACAGGCCGUUUUCAACGUUUGCGGGCGUGCUCAAGCCAUGCGAGGCGCUGAUGCUGCUUGGGCCACGCAGCUGUGUCAGAAUUUUAGUUCCUUCAAAGCAGUUCUCCUCGCAAUGGCUGCUGAUGCUGCGGCAAUCAGCAACGACUACUGUAGACAAGUGGACCGAGAAGAGGUGGAUGUGGCAACGCUCAACAUGGGAGCAAACCAUUUCAUCUCUUCAGCUCGAGCCCUCUUUGUCGACCGCCAAGUUCUCACCUUACCAACAUUAUUCACGAAAGAGCUGUUGGACAGGAAGGCUUCAGUCACCAUCCUUCAGGAUGGCUUCGCUUAUGAUGUCAAAGAAUGGGCGUCGCUUGCGGAAGAAGUGGUGGCGCAUGAGUUCCCCAGCUGGCACCUCUUUGCUGCAUUUGAAGUUUUCAACUUGGCUGACGAAGGCAAGCGACAAAAUCCGGAUGUUUUGCGGAACUUGCAAAGGCUGGCCCAAGCUUUUGCGGUUUGCCCGGAGAAGCUCAAGGAGCAAUAUGCUCGCUUGAUGCCGAUUGCUACGGCAAUCAAAAAACAAGGCGGGCUGUCCAACCGGGACGCUUGGAAGGAGGCACUGCAACGCACGAGCAGCCGCAAGGGCGCCCAAAACCAGAGGCACGAGCACUCGGCCCUGAGGGAAGUCAUUGCUCCGUACCAAGGCUGGACAGCUGCCAGCAGCGGGGUGGAACAACUAUUCUCCAAAUUGAAAAGAAGUCCAGUGGAGCUUUCCAAUGCAUCCGCUGAGACUGACCGACGCACUGCGUGUGUGAUGGGCGAUGGACAAGCCGUGGCUGCCAUGGCAGACAUUGUCACAGACGCUCGACAAAUAUAUGCUUCUCUUUUGCAUUCCGGCGUGGCCCGUCCGCGGACACGCGUCAGGUUCGAUUGCGGGACAAAAGGCGGCUGCAGAGAAGGCACCUUUGCGCACUGGAACCGCAACCGGAAGCAAGCUGUGGCAGAGGCAGUGCAGAGCUAUACGACGCCGCCUCGGAAGCCGUCUGCAGUACAGACUGUAUCUGCGCUGAAAGAACGUGACUUUCAAAGGAAACAUGCUUUGAAGAGAAAAGCAGAAGCCUUAGCUGAUGGGCUGCUGCUUCCUGAUGAAGUCACGGAGGACGUUAGAACGGAGGCUGUCCGUGUUGCCAAGACAAACAAGCAAGCUGACCAGCAGCGUGCCAAGAAGAGGCGCGAUUACGAGCUGGGUGGACAUUUGACUUCAACAACGAAGACACCCGACUGGGCUUGCCAGGGUCUGACUGGCCCUGCUUGGUUUUGUCAGAAAUUGGGCCCGCAAGAGGAGCUCCACAAACGGCUCCAGGGGCACUCGGACCUGCGGCAGGCGAAGCUAUUCAUUGUGAAUGACUUCGCGACCGUGGAACGGAAAGUUCGGUUCAUGGUCGAGGAGCCAGGCCUGACGCUGCUGCUCAGGGAAGCUUGCCAACGAGGAUGGCGUGCAGUGAGAGCUGAAGACUUGAAGGGGAAAGCCCAUUUGAAGAAGAAAUCCCUGAAGACAAUCCCAGUGACCAAAGCAGAGUUGCGAGCCCAACUGCUGCGUGUGAAUGACUUGGCGUCUGAUUGGCAAGACCGAUUGAGGAAGCAUUCGCGCCAAACAGACCCCAGCACAGGAGUCAUAACAGCAGCCUCUGACUGCUCAGGAUAUGGCUCAGACCUGGUCGCGUACAGGCUUUUAGGCUUGAAGGCCCGGGUGCGCCCGGUGAUGAUGUCAGAAGUUGACGCGAACAAGGUCAUCCUUUACCAGGCAGUCGCGCAAGCUUGCGGCUGGAACAUGGAUGGACUGAGGCCCAUCGACAUGUUUCUACGGAAACCGGAAGACAUGAAACACGCAGAUGUGUACAUAGCCGGCUACCCAUGCCCGAGCUUUUCCAAUCUCGGGAAACAGGCCGGCGUCGAUGACCGCAGGGGCCUCUUAACCUUGAAAGGGUUGGAGUACGUGGCACUAUGGCGCCCAAAGGUGGUCGUUUUGGAACAGGUGAAAGCGAUUUUGCAAAAGAAAUACACCAAGGUGUGGAAUUACGUCCUGAAAAUUUUGCGACAGCUGGAUUAUGUGAUAGACUUCAAAGUCUUGGACACGAGAAACUUUGCGGUGCCGCAGAGUCGCCCACGGGUCUAUUUGCUGGCUGUGGCCAAGGAAAUCUGUGCGGAUUGUAAGGUGUCCGUGCCAGAAGGCGGGCCCAACCGCAUGGAUUUACACCACUUCAUUCAAAAAGAGGUGGCGGGCUCGGAGAAGCUUCACUUGCCAAAAUAUGAACUCCUAUUGGGAGAGAAAAUGUGGACCAAGGGCUACAUUUUGGAUGUCGGGUCAUCUGAAAGGUUUCAGUCAGUCAUGACAAAUUGCUCUCCUUGUCUGACCAAGACUCGGUUGAGCCAAGAUGGCUAUUAUAUACCAAAACUUCGCCGCCGCCUGUUGACCUUGGAGGCUGCUUCUUUACAAGGACUCCCCGCCCAAAUUUUGAACGCCAUGCAAGGCGCAGCCGCAAUCCAUCGGAUGCCCGCGCGCACAGUGGAAGGAAGCAUCGGCGAUACUAUGAGCAUCAAUGUGCUAGCAACUGUGGUCAUGCACGGUUUGUCCGUUGCUGGAUUGGCCAACUUCAAGGCAAAGAAGGAUGCUGACCCUGCAGCUGCGGCUGCUUCGCCAGACACUGACCCAACCAACUCAGCGUAUUACGCGCAGUUGGAGGCAGACGUCAAGACAAUUUUGCAGGAGUUCCCAGGUAUUGAGAAAGAAAAGCCGCGCAAGGACGAGCUUUCAGCAGAGGAACGGGCCUUGCGAAGAGACAAGUGGCGCGCAGUCCUGCUGAGCGUUCCUGCCGCGUUCAAAGACGCUUCUGGGUCCGAACCUGACCAGGUUUGGGUCCAGGCGUGGAACAGGAGGCAAAGCUUGAAACAGGAACAUGAAAGCAUGGCCCGAACCGCUAUGCAAACUGCGAUUGAAAUCGAUCAGUUCAAAACCAUGUGCGAGGAGCUUCCUUCUUGCAAAGGCAGGCUUUCGCCCGCGCAGUUAGCGCAGGAAUUUAGCACCUUGGGAUUGCAGAGCGUGCAGGGAGGCAAAAGAGACGAGGAGAAUGAGGGCAGGCUCACCGCCAACCUGAUCAGCCAAGCCUUGGCUGUGAAGAAAGGCGUCUUGUCGUCGGCUCGCGCGGUAGAGCUGCUCCUUGAAUUGGAGACGUCCUACGGGACCCGUUCGCCAUUUCACUCAUUGAGUCGGCUGCACAUCGCCUCCACCAAGCCAAGCACGACCCAGAUGAGAGACUGGGUCUUGGAGUCUAUUGUCGAUUGGUUGGCGCAUGAUUUGCUCCAACUCGGAGACAUCUCCAACAGCUCCUUGGCUGGCGCAAAACACCAAACUGGACUGGUGCAAUUGUUCGAACUGAAGAAGAAGGUGCACGACUACUUCUUCGACAUUCUACUGCCCAAGAGCGGCAUGUCAGAAGCCGAUCGAGUGUUGCUCAAAGCCAACACAGCGCGUCAUGACACGUACAGGAUGCAUAGUGGACAAGCAGACUGCAGCUGGAUGGCGCGUUUGAAGAAAUCAGCCAUUGAAGCCUUUCACCUUUUGGAGGAUCUCACGUACGGUAAGAAGUACGACAAUGGAUUGAGACAAGCCGCCAAAGCCGGGGGUGCUCCUGAAGCAGUUUUGGAACACGAGCUCGUCAAAGAACAGUGGGACAAAGUGCUGGCUACUUUGAAAAACGAAGAAGCGGAAAGGAAGGCGGCAGAGGAGCUGGCAGUAGGAGCUGCGGAGUCUGCCCCUGACACCUCAAACGAGCUGGAGCAGCUCAGGAAGCCGCCGAGUCAACAUUCCCAAGGGUCUGAAAAAUAUUGGAAAGCAGUGGCCAACCAGACGGUCAGGACCUACUGUUCUUUCCCCGGUGGGCCCAAAACUUUGGAGGGGGUCAUCACCUUGGUUUCCCAAACUUCCUUGCGAGAUUUCCAAGGUGAGGGUGGCAAGAGUUGCGUCCUGACUCACUUGGAUCUGGACGGUUUGGGAGAAAGCAUGGGGCCCAACCAGCGACCUCUUCUAAGGAAGAAAUUUGUGGCCGAGCCUGCUUUGCUCAAAAAGUUGCUCCACGGAGCCAUGAUUGGCAGGAAUGCUCAGCGCAAAGGCGAUGAAGCUACCUGUCCUGCUGAGGGUGAGGUGGUCGUCAUCCAUUGCGGUGCUGACCGCUCUGGAAAAGAUGCUGAGUCUUUGUUCCGACCGGCAACGGCCCGCAAGGACCAGCCAAUCGAAGCGGAGCAGAAAGACAUCACAGUCAUUUUUUCGGACAGUUCGAUCCGCAGUCGGAACAAAGGUGCCGCGAAGGAGAAGGACGUGUCCACCGAGAGCGUGUUCAGCGCCCUUACCUUGCCCUGCACCUUUUACCGUAGCUUUUUGAAAGCUCACAGCGUCCAAGCGGUGUUAGACCUCUCCAGUUGCCAAGGGGAAUUGGCGAAAGCUUGUGUGGCUGAGAGGGUGCCUUUUGUCGGGCUGACACUGUCGGAAAGCCAUUCGGCCAAGCUGGAAAUGAUUCUGACGAAUUUCGUCCUGACCCAAAUGCAGACUGAAGGUUCGACCUUCUACCGUGCAGACGCAGCUGCUGGGCCUGCAGCUGGAACCAAACGCAAGGCUGAGACUGAGACUGAAGGUUCUCAGGGCCAGGAGCGCCCAAAGGCCAAGGCCAAGGGAAAGGGCAAAGCAAAGAGUGCCAACAACAAGCCGAACGAAAAUGAAGAGGAGAAUCAGAACGAGGAAGAAGAGACU